This is a messenger RNA of Drosophila rhopaloa, 901 nucleotides long. Its product is annotated as serine protease 1-like. NCBI's taxonomy places the organism in Eukaryota, Metazoa, Arthropoda, Insecta, Diptera, Drosophilidae. The record is from RefSeq and is a predicted model, not a curated record. Gene Ontology annotation, molecular function: serine-type endopeptidase activity. Gene Ontology annotation, biological process: proteolysis. The transcript has 2 exons. The coding region runs from base 28 to 849 and encodes 273 amino acids.
UUCACUGAACACGCAACAAUCACCGAGAUGAAGUUCCUGAUCAUCCUUGCCUUGGCCGUGGCCGCCUCCGCCCUUCCGGAGCCGGAGCUGCGUCACCGCAGCCGCGAGAUGCCCGUGGUGGGCAGCAUCGAGGGCCGCAUCACCGGAGGAGCCAACGCCGCCGUCGGCCAGUUCCCCUACCAGGUGGGACUCUCCCUGAAGCUGAGCGCUCUGUCCAGCGCCUGGUGCGGUGGCUCCUUGAUCGGCAGCCAGUGGGUGCUGACUGCUGCUCACUGUACCGAGGGAGUUCAGUCCGUGACCGUCUACCUGGGCGCCACCGUGCGUACCUCCGCUGAGGUUACCCAGACCAUCUCCAGCUCCAAAAUCAUCAUCCACAGCGGCUGGAACAGCGCCAAGCUGCUCAACGACAUCUCCCUGAUCCAGAUCGCCGCCGUGGCCAGCAGCAGCAGGAUUAGCGCCGUCAAGCUGCCCUCCAUCGCCAGCUCCUACUCGACUUACACCGGUGAGACCGUGGUCGCCUCCGGAUGGGGCCGCACCAGCGACACCGCCAACUCCGUUGCCACCAACCUGCAGUACGUCGACCUGACUGUCAUCACCAACACCGUGUGCGCCAACACCUACGGCACCUCGAUCGUGACCAGCUCCAACAUUUGCGUUGCCACCCCCAACGGCCAGUCCACCUGCAACGGUGACUCCGGCGGUCCUCUGGUCCUCAAGAGCACCACCACCCAGGUCGGUCUGACCUCCUUCGGUGCCGCUGCCGGUUGCGAGAAGGGCUACCCCGCUGCCUUCACCCGUCUGACCAGCUACCUGGAUUGGAUCAAGUCCAACACUGGCAUCUCCUACUAAGGAGUGGUCCGGGACUAACAUUUCGCACAAAAAUAAAACGAUUUCUAUUGAA